GCCGCGGACGUCCAAGGUAGCUGACAGGGCCGCAGCGGCUCGCCCCUCCCUUUCUCGGAACGUGGUUGGGCAGCUGCAGCUAGCCCACGCCGCGGUGAGAAGAGGGCUGGGGGCGGGAGAUGCCGGCGUUGUGCUCGCUGCUCGGCCCUCUGCGAGCACCGGCAGCCGUCUCCUCGCAGCCCGGGCUGCAGACCUAGCAGGCUCAAGCAGGACCACAGGUUAGAAGGGACUUCUGGUUCCAGUGUGACUCCUUCAUCUACCCGUGAGAACGUCCGAAGUUUCUAGAGGCUCAGUGCAAGUCGGUCCUUUGUAGACACUGAGCCUGCUCUUCUUGGCCACUAGAUGGAGGUGGACUGUGGAUGCCCGGAUAGAACCACAGGGCAUGACUGCAGCUGUAACGUUUGUGGACACUGAAAAGCAGAAUGAGAUCUAGUUGGAGGUGAAAGGAGAGAGAAAAUGGAUUCUCAGUUUUCAGAAGAGAACUCAACCUUUGCCAUUAAUGAGACUCUGUCUGCAACAGCAGCUCAUGGAUUCAAUUCCACCAACGACCCACCUUCGAUGUCAAUCACAAGGCUUUUCCCAGCCUUGCUGGAAUGCUUUGGCAUAGUCCUUUGUGGCUACAUAGCAGGGAGGGCCAAUGUCAUCACAUCGACACAGGCCAAAGGCCUGGGAAAUUUCGUCUCCAGAUUUGCCCUGCCAGCUUUACUGUUCAAAAAUAUGGUUGUACUUAAUUUUUCCAAUGUGGAUUGGGCUUUCCUCUAUAGUAUCUUAAUUGGCAAAGCCUCUGUGUUUUUCAUCGUAUGCAUAUUGACCUUAUUGGUUGCCAGUCCCGAGAGCCGGUUUAGCAAAGCUGGACUGUUCCCUAUUUUUGCUACACAAAGUAAUGACUUUGCAUUGGGAUACCCUAUAGUUGAAGCUCUGUAUCAAACUACAUACCCAGAAUAUCUCCAGUACAUUUAUUUGGUGGCACCAAUAUCUCUUAUGAUGUUAAACCCCAUAGGGUUUAUCUUCUGUGAAAUCCAGAAGUCAAAAGACACUCAGAAUGCUUCUCAAAAUAAAGUAAAAAUUGUGGGACUAGGAUUUCUACGCGUGUUACAGAACCCGAUCGUAUUUAUGGUCUUUGUCGGCAUUGCCUUCAAUUUUAUUCUUGAUAAAAAGAUCCCUGUAUAUAUGGAGAACUUUCUCGAUGGACUUGCCAAUUCCUUCUCUGGAUCGGCCCUGUUCUACCUUGGUCUGACAAUGGUGGGGAAGAUAAAGCGGCUGAAGAAGUCGGCGUUUGUGGUGCUUACCGUUCUCAUCACAGCCAAACUCCUGGUGCUGCCCCUUCUGUGCAGAGAGAUGGUGGAACUCCUGGACAAGGGAGACAGUGUAGUGAACCAUACGAGUUUGUCGAAUUACGCCUUUCUCUAUGGCGUCUUCCCCGUAGCCCCAGGCGUGGCUAUCUUUGCAACCCAGUUCAACAUGGAAGUAGAGAUUAUAACCUCAGGAAUGGUAAUAAGUACAUUUGUGUCUGCUCCAAUCAUGUAUGUUUCUGCCUGGCUAUUGACCUUUCCCACCAUGGAUGCUAAGCCGCUGGCAUAUGCCAUUCAGAAUGUUAGCUUUGAUAUAAGUAUUAUCAGCCUGGUCUCCCUGAUCUGGUCCCUGGCUAUUCUUCUCUUGAGUAAGAAAUACAAGCAGCUUCCACAUAUGCUCACCACCAAUUUACUCAUUGCUCAGUCUAUUGUUUGUGCUGGAAUGAUGAUAUGGAAUUUUGUUAAAGAAAAAAAUUUUGUUGGACAAAUUUUGGUGUUUGUUCUAUUGUACAGCUCCCUGUACAGCACCUAUUUGUGGACAGGCCUUCUAGCGGUUUCUUUGUUUCUUUUAAAAAAGCGGGAGAGCAUGCAGAUCCCUGUGGGACUCAUCAUAAUAUCCGGCUGGGGAAUCCCUGCCCUCCUUGUUGGUGUGCUUCUGAUAACUGGGAAACACAAUGGAGACAGCAUUGACUCCGCCUUCUUUUAUGGAAAAGAGCAGAUGAUCACCACAGCGGUCACCCUGUUCUGCAGCAUUCUGAUAGCUGGAGUGUCACUCAUGUGCAUGAACCGUACCACCCAAGCUGGUCACUAUGAAGGUUUCGGCCAAUCUCAGGACCACAAGCCAGCAGAGCCUGGAAGCACUGCGUUUGAGGAGAGCCCAGCACCAACAAAUGAGCCAGAACUCUUCCCAGCCUCUAUCCCAGAAACAAGUUGCUGCUCUUGCUCCUUGGGAAAUGGAGACUUACGCUGUCCAUCAAUAGAGCCAGUAACAGACACAAGUGCCAGUGGACCUGUGCCUUCUUCCUUUGAGAAAACGGACCACUGUGUGAGUCGCUGUGACUCCCAGAGCUGCAUCCUAGCCCAGGAGGAGGAGCAGUACCUGCAGACUGGAGACCCACAACUGACUCGCCACGUCCUGUUGUGUUUGCUUCUCAUCAUUGGCCUGUUUGCUAAUCUCUCCAGCUGUUUGUGGUGGCUGUUCAACCACGAGACGGGGCGGCUCUAUGUUGAACUGCAGUUUUUCUGUGCCGUGUUUAACUUUGGCCAGGGAUUUAUUUCCUUCGGAAUCUUUGGGUUGGAUAAACAUUUAAUCAUCCUACCUUUCAAAAGAAGGCUUGAAUUCCUGUGGACCAAUAAGGAAGCAGCAGAAAACAGAGAGUCCCCUGUUUCUGAAGAAAUCAAAAUGACCUGUCAGCAGUUCGUCCAUUACCACCGUGACCUGUGCAUCCGAAACAUCGUCAGAGAGAGAAGGUGUGGUGCAAAGUCCUCUGCCGGGACCUUCUGUGGCUGUGACCUGGUGAACUGGCUAAUUGAAGUGGGCCUUGCCUCUGACCGCGGUGAGGCUGUGAUCUACGGAGACAGACUGGUGCAGGGGGGAGUUAUCCAACACAUCACCAAUGAAUACGAGUUCCGCGAUGAGUAUUUGUUUUACAGAUUUCUUCAGAAGAGUCCUGAACAGAGUCCUCCUGCUGUGACCGUAAGCACCCCCCAACAGGAAAGCUAUAAAGAAAUCGGCCACUCGUCUCCAGCCUCACUUUCCCCUAAGACUUAAAUUACAAAGGCGAGAUCCCCACUUGGACUCGCACCCUCUGGUCUCACGUCUGGGACUUUUAGCUGUGGGAUCUGGGACAGGUUACCUUUCUGAGCCUCUGUCGUCUCUCCUGUAAGUGGCAAAUGCAUUCCUACCCUGUCCUGACAUGCUAUGACCUCAUGUGCGGGGGGGGGAGAGAGGGAAGCACAUACGAAACCGGCCAGAGAAAGCCUGGAGUCAGACGUUCUGAUAACGGUUGCGAUGAUCGCUAUAGGCACCACUGUUCCAAUACUUUAAAAUCUUCUCCUUCUGUAAAUGUUCGCUAUAAUUUCAAAGUCAGUAUUCAACUGGCUGUUAUUUUUAAGUUGCCAAAUUUGGCAGGUUUGCUGCUCUAAAAAUGAACCUUAACAACUUUACAUUUAUCAAUAACACUUCCCCCAGAUUUUUAUUUGUUCUAGUAAGAGCUUUUAUUUUUCUUUCCACUUCUUUGACAAAUACUACCCAUUUGAAAAUUAAAACUACUGUUUUGUUUUUAAGAUAAGACCUCAUGAAGUCAGGCUGGCCUCAAAUUCCCUACGUCACCAAGGAUGGCUUUGAACUCCUGAUCUUCCUGCCUCUGCCUCCUGAGUUCAGGGCCUCUUGGUGUGUGCACCAUGCCUGGCUAAUCCCACUAUUUUUUAAAGUAAUUUUUAAAUUUAGUUUUGAUAAAAUACCAAUUUUAAAGCUUUGUCUUGUCUUUUAUCUAAAGUACUAAUGUGUGCCAAUAAGAGAAGAGUAAGAACAUUAAUAUUAUCUCUAUAAUCUUUCAAGCUAAAAUUUUAAGCAAUUUGAGCAUUUUGAUUUAAAUGUUAUCAAAAGUAUUGCCAUAAUGCGUACUUCUUCUGGGACUUUCACAGUAUCCUCUUGUAGAAGGAAAAUGCAUUUUAUUCCCUGAACUGAAAAAGUGUAGUCAGAAAUUUAAAAUUCUAGCAUCCUACCUUUAGUCUUUAAUGUGUCCCUGUCUAAAAACACCAGAUGUUGCUUAGUCCACUAAGGCCUUUAAAAAAAAAAAAUGGCAUGAAUGAGAUAGCCCACGGGCAAGAGGAAGUCUUCCUUACAGUGAGUAAGAAGUAAGAGUAAGUGCUAGAUCAAGGCAGCACACUCAGCAUCCGGUAAGGCCUCGGUUCAGGUUCACAGAUGGUGCCGCACCCACGAGAGGGAAGGGCUCUGUCUCUUCACCCUUUGAAGGGCAAAUCCCAUUUCAACACCUCUUCUCUCAGGAGACACUCUUCUCCAGGGUCACCACGCCAGAACAUAACACCUUCAGAUAAAGCUUUACCUUCAGAUAAUUUGCACAGCCUUUGAACUACUACUUGAUUAAUAGGUAUCAGUGAUGGUUUAACUUAUUCUAAACGUUGUUUAUCUCAUAGUGUUUCAUAUACAAGAGCCACCUAGAAAAUUAUUUAUGGGGUUAGUGCCCUGACCCUUUUAAUGUAGCAAAUGCAUAAUUUAAAAAAAAAAAAAAACUUGCAUGGAAGCCUAGUGUAUUUAAAAAGAAAUGAUACUUAGUUAUGUUAUGAUCAUGGAAAUAGGAUAUUUUAGGCAGAAAAACAUCACUAUAAAACUUAGGGGGAUAAAAGACAUGCCCAACUGUAACUAUGCCUAGGAGUGUGCAAAAACAUCUGUUCCAGCAGCCUCUGGUGACGCCAGACAGAAUUCACAUGCCUGCGAGCAACUCGAAUUCAAGUGCAGGAGUUUGUUUUGUUUGUGAGUGAACCACAUUGAGUCUGCUCUUCUGUUUGCGCAGAUGGUGGGAUCUGAAACAUUAUUUUCCAUGGGAGGAUCUAAAAGAAAACCAUAGGUCAGAGUGAUUUGCUGUUUCAGAUGACUGAGGCCUUCAAGGGAUGUUUCUAGAAUUAAUUCUAGGGUUAAGGAUAAGCUAAUUUUAUCAGAUGGACAUAUUUGUAUGUUCCUUUCUCACUGACAGCACGUUUCUCAAUAAAAUACUUAUUUUAACUGG
Chionomys nivalis (European snow vole) is the source of this 5041-nucleotide messenger RNA. It is a transcript of the gene Gpr155, whose product is annotated as G protein-coupled receptor 155. Gene Ontology annotation, cellular component: membrane. NCBI's taxonomy places the organism in Eukaryota, Metazoa, Chordata, Mammalia, Rodentia, Cricetidae. The transcript is spliced from 17 exons. Bases 457 to 3063 code for a protein of 868 amino acids. The record is from RefSeq and is a predicted model, not a curated record. Gene Ontology annotation, biological process: intracellular signal transduction; transmembrane transport.